AUGAAGAGACAUUCUUGCAAAGUACCGGGGUGUGGAAAAGCAUUCUCACGUCCCUCUCACCUCCAACGCCAUGCCCUGAACCACUCGGAUACACAGUUGAUUUGCGAGAGGUGCAAGGCGUGUUUUAAGCGACUAGACUUGCUAGAACGCCACAAGGCACGACAUGCCAUCAGAGACAAGCGUGCUGGAGGCAUAGGCUUGGGUAUCUUAGAGACAAAGAGCAAACACUUCAAAGCAGCGUCUAUAUCUGCAAAUGUCUCUGCACCAUCUCCCCGUCAAACAUCACCGCCCUCGUCAACUCGAUGCCCACUAUCGCCCCCUGCCACCAAGCCUCAAGGCACCGACCCGAGUCAUAGGACAGGCAAUGUGUCCGACUCGGUUGCUUUCUUGCCUCACCAGCCCGGUGAACAUUGGAGUUCUCCUCAAGAGCUGACGGAUUCCGAGUUAACUACGGACUACCUCAACUCUCAACUGAACUAUCCGAACACUUCACAGGUGACAAACAUGUACGUGGAUCAAUCACCAGGGUUUUAUGAAAUUGGCGACAUGUAUCACGACAUGACGUUCGAUUUGGUACACUUCAACGUGACAGGUUUUGCUCCUCAACUACCUGACUACCGCCCAUCAGCAACCCAAACACUCGACGAGGGAACCGUUCAAUCCUCCAGUAACGAAGGUCAGCUUCUGUCGUUGGUUCCAUCACCAAUGAGCGGUGACUCUCUCAUUCAACAUGAAGCAGAAACACAAUUCUCAGCGAUCCCUGCUAUGUCUCCAGGUGCGAUAAAGGUAGCGAUUGAGAAUGUGCGUCAAGGCGAGAGAGCGUCAAAGGAUGCCGCUGAGGAUGUUACUAGAACCCCGAUUGUCGAAUCAAUAUUUUCAGCGGAUACCAGACCACAUUCUUCAGAGGGUGAAAGCCCAGCUGCCACCUCUCCAUUACAGGCUUAUUCGGACUCAAGGCACCAUGAACCACAAGCUGCGGUACAAGAGAUACGGAGAUCUCACAGUUUCAGUUCCGAAAAACUUCAAUUCCUUUUACUCACAUCAGAAAAGAGAGACGAGGUUCUUGAGUUCAUCGCUGACAUCGGGCCUGUCCGACCGGACGGCACACUCAUCGAUGGCGACAGUCCCGACUUCUCGUUAGAGAACAUGCAAAUAUAUUUGGAUCUCUUUUUUGAAUUCUUUAAUGCAUCUUAUCCUCUCAUACACGUUGCGACUUUGGACAUCAGCGACACAGAUCCCAUUGCUCUGCUGUCUCUGAUGCUCCUAGGUGCAACAUACAAAGACAAGGAUGCUCAUCAACUCUCUGUCUGCUUGUAUGAUGCGAUCGUACCGUACAUACUAAGUGGCUUGCUGAGCGGGCCAGUCCCUGACCUCGCAAUUUUGCAGGCUUUCUUGGUAUUGGAAUGUUACGGAAUGUACAGGGCUGGUCCCUACCAACGAGAAAAUGCGAUUCUCAUUCAUGGCCUACUUUUGAAUUCCAUUCGAAGGAUAUCUCGAUACCACGUCAGAGCACGCAUCACACUUCCAGACCGAUUGACUCACAAAGAACGAGACUGGAUGGAAUUUGCAUACGCGGAGCAGUACAAAAGACUUAUAUUGUUCUUCUUCAUUUGGGACACCCAAAAUGCCACCUGCUAUUCAUUUAUGCCAAAUAUGUCCAUCCAAUCCCUACAAAUCGGACUUCCCUGCUCGAGAAAACUCUGGGAGGCAACCAAUGGCGCCGAUUGGAAAAUGCUCCUCUCCGAGCACGACGAUUCCUCUACCCUCCUGGACCAAGUCAAAAGAUUUAUCAACAGCGAUCACGAGAUGUUACAAAAGCCGUAUGACAGUCUAAGUUUCAACCUCGCCUUACAUGGCCUCAUGUCAAUGGCCAAUGAUAUGCUGCACUUUGACAAUCGCUCCAUCUACGCUGGCGAACCUCAAAAGGUAGAGAUGUCCUGGUCUCCCGGGCAGCAGCAAAUCGCACAGUCCCUAGAAUCAUGGAAAGCAAAAUACGACGCCUUUGCUAUGGAAAAUAUCUUCGAUAUGAACAGCGAACCUUUGCACUGCGCCUUCCAGAGGGACAGCAUGGCAAUAUUUGCCCUCUAUCAUACAGCACAUAUUGUCAUCAACUGCGAAAUAUGCCACUUGCAGACAGCAGCUGGUGCAAAAGCAAUCUUCGGGCAUAUCGUUACGCCCAGCGAUUACGAGGAGAGUUGCAAAUGGGUUCGGAACUGGAUUCGCAAUUCGCCUGAAUCAGCAGGUAGAGCAGCCUGGCAUGCAGCACAGAUGUUCCGCGAAGGGAUGCUCAAUCUAGUCAACUGGGACGUACACGGAGUCUUCCAUUAUCCUUGGUGCUUGUACAUUGGAACUUUGACUGCUUGGGCUUUCCAUCAUUUCGGUGCUGAGAGCUCGGGGCUGAAGCCCUUGUGUGAUCACACAAGACCUGAGAAUGUGAGAGGGCUGAGGGAGGGUUCAAGGCAUAAGAUGAACCAUCUUGUUGCGACGAUGGCAUCAGUUACUCCGGCAAAUAUGGAUAGAAUUAUGGGGAAAUGUUGUACGCAUGGUUUGACGAUUGAAAUGGCGAAGUAUUUGAGGGGCGUUAGAUGGACGGCAGCUUAUGAAGCUAUGAAGAUAUUGGAAGGAUUAUCUGGCAUUCCCUCGGAAUAG
Molecule: messenger RNA, 2649 nt
Organism: Hyaloscypha bicolor E
Lineage: Eukaryota; Fungi; Ascomycota; Leotiomycetes; Helotiales; Hyaloscyphaceae
Exons: 5
Coding region: 1-2649 (882 amino acids)
Biological process (GO): regulation of transcription by RNA polymerase II; DNA-templated transcription
Cellular component (GO): chromatin
Molecular function (GO): DNA-binding transcription factor activity, RNA polymerase II-specific; RNA polymerase II cis-regulatory region sequence-specific DNA binding; zinc ion binding
Source: RefSeq, a predicted model, not a curated record